Molecule: messenger RNA, 2592 nt
Organism: Akanthomyces muscarius
Lineage: Eukaryota; Fungi; Ascomycota; Sordariomycetes; Hypocreales; Cordycipitaceae
Exons: 3
Coding region: 1-2592 (863 amino acids)
Cellular component (GO): cytoplasm
Source: RefSeq, a predicted model, not a curated record
AUGAGCAGCGGUAUCAAACCGAAUCAAUCUGGCAAGCUGUCACACGGUCCCGGCAGUCAGAAUCUGCUGCUGGAAAAGGUUGGUGUCAGAACUUCCACCCCAGACUCAGAAGCGCUAGCAAGCUCAGAGGACGAGGCCGAUCAUCGUCAAGACGCCGCCUUCAUUGUUACACAGCCCCAUAAGCCAGUGCGCAGAUCGUCUUGGUUGAACGAUACAUCGCAGCCUUUGCCUCGUCCGCGCCAGGGCUCCUUUGCCAGCAACGCUGUCUCGUCCCCCACCGCUUCGCACCCUUCCACACCCUCGGCGGAGAACACAUCUGGACCCUGGGGCUCCCAUUCAGCAUCCUCCGCAAUGCCUCGUCCUCCCGGUGCUCCGUCGUUUCCCUGGGGAACAGGCAUUUGGAAUAAUGAGCGAAAGGAUCCCCCGUCCAGGCUAACCGAGGUCUUGCCCUCGCCCACAUCCAUUGUGCCUCCAGGCAGUGCUGGCAACUCGUUCUUUGGGCCCGACUCAGGUCUUGUGCAGAAUUCUCCUUCGCGAGACCAAGGACAGAACAACCAAAUUCCGUUUGCUAUACCGCUCCAUCCAACGCCAAAGACGUAUCGAUCGCAGUCGUACUCGGUUGGCCAGAUGGAGCUUGAAGCGCCUAAUUCCUCGGGGAUGAGCUCUUCGGCGAUUCUUGGUCGUGCGAGACAUCCUGCUCUUCAGCACCGUCCUUCACGUCCUAGUAUGUUGAGCGAAAUGUCCAACGACGGAUCCCUCCUAGGAAACGUUAAAGAAGUUGAGGAUGACGAAGAUGAGAGCGCUAGCGAAUCUCUCCAGAAUUCAUUCCAUCAGAGCGCUGAAUCCAAGACCAUUGAAAUGCUCGCUCGAGAAAAUGCUUUGCUACGUCAACAGCAGCAGCAAUACGCACGUAUCCGACCCCGAGCUUCGACAGGCGCUUCUUAUUUAGCCAACGGACACCCGCUCCAUGAAGUUGUCCUCGAGGAGUCCGACUAUGCCAUUGACGAGCUGGAUGAAAACCAUGAUCCUAAGGACCCUAUGGGCCGUCGUGCUUCUCAGCGUCGUAUGAGCGAAUACGGCCCUCCCACCUAUCGCACUCCCCAUGGCAUGGAUGGCCGCAAGUUGGAGAAUUCCCAACUCAAAAAGGCACUCUGGUCAAGCUCGCCGGGCUACUUCGGUGGUGAUGCCUCCCAGAGCCGACGACACUCGUUUGCCAACAUGCCGACGCGCCAAGGAUCCAUAAGCUCCCUUGCGGACUCUGUUGCAACUCUUGAGGCUCAGGCCGAGCAGCAAAACGCUCACUACGGUGGCUUCCAGGACCCUACUGCCAUGAUGGGGCCCAAUAGCCAUAUGCAUGCGCAUGCCAACAAUAUGGGUAAUGCGAUGCAAAGCAACUUUACCAACCCUUUCGCUGGCCAGUUUGCCCCACAGAAUCAAUUUCAGAAUCGCCCGCCAUCACCGCGCCACAACAUGUAUGGCAUAGGUCAGCCUCGUCUCAACCAGCUGCUGCACGUCGUUCUUUUCAAGUGCGCCAGAGCCGACAUCUUCUACAUUCAGGAGGGAACCGGCCUCACUGUGAAGCCUGGAGAUCUUGUGAUUGUCGAGGCUGACCGAGGUACUGACUUGGGCACUGUCGCGAAAGACAAUGUAGACUGGCAAACUGCUAAAGAAUCCAAGGAGCACUACGCAGAAGAACAGUACAAGUGGCUUAUGAUGUAUUCUCAAGGCGCCGCCGCUGCUCAAGAGGGCAAUGGUGGAAUGCUGUCUGCUGCGCAUGGCUUGCCUGGUAGCGCUGUCGGUGGCAUGGGUCCCGCAGGCCAGCAUCAUAUGCAGGAGCCACCCAACGGCGAGAUUCGCCCAAAGCUCAUCAAACGUCUUGCUCAAAGUCACGAGGUGCAUGCGCUGCGAGACAAGGAAGGCCAAGAGGCCAAGGCUAAGAGAGUCUGUAUGCAGAAGGUCAAGGAGCACGGGCUCAAUAUGGAGAUUCUUGAUGCCGAGUUCCAGAUGGACUGGAAAAAGCUCACCUUUUAUUACUUCGCCGAUGCUUACAUCAAUUUCAACUCUCUUGUCACCGACCUGUUCAAAAUCUACAAGACGAGAAUCUGGAUGUCGGCCAUUAACCCAGCUUCUUUUGCCAGCCCUACCUUGGGUAUCCAGGCACCAAGCGGCGUGGGGCCCGGUGCAGUCAACCAGGGCAGGUCUUCGGCCACAGGCGAUCGCAGAGGCAAUGCGCAUCAGCCUGAACAGCAACAGCAGCCCUCUGCUCAUCCGGCUCAAACCAUCUCGCCCGGCCCUCAGGGUCGCGGCAUGCGACCGGGACCAGGCGGCUUCAAUCAGCAACAUCUGGGGAUGGAUCGGCACAUGUCUCCCGUGUCCGCCACUGGCUUCCCCAACUCCAACUAUGCAUUCGGCCCUGCAGGCGCUUUUGGCAAUGCUAGGCCGCCGCAGAGCCCUUAUCAAGAGAUUUUCAAGCACCGCAUCGGCGCUUUCACCCUGGACAAGGUGAAGGGGGGCCGCCUCACCAUUUGCAGCGCGGUUCGCCUAUCUCCCCUCAGGGAGACUGGACUGCCGGAUUCCAGGGACUUUCCCUAA